Messenger RNA from Ostrea edulis (European flat oyster), 2514 nucleotides. Its product is annotated as transcription factor TFIIIB component B'' homolog. NCBI's taxonomy places the organism in Eukaryota, Metazoa, Mollusca, Bivalvia, Ostreida, Ostreidae. Gene Ontology annotation, cellular component: transcription factor TFIIIB complex. The record is from RefSeq and is a predicted model, not a curated record. The coding region runs from base 212 to 2410 and encodes 732 amino acids. Gene Ontology annotation, molecular function: TFIIIC-class transcription factor complex binding. The transcript is spliced from 12 exons. Gene Ontology annotation, biological process: RNA polymerase III preinitiation complex assembly.
GAUCGGCAUUUCUACAUUCAUCGAUGAUGAAAUGUGGGUACUGUAGUGUAGUAAUAUGUACUACAGUGUACGAGUAACGACAGAUUAGAUAGGUAAUUUGUCCUGUACUUGGAAACAUUUUUAAAAUAGUCUUUUUCUGUGUUUACGCUGAUUGUGGUACUGUUGGAGACUGGUAGGCGGACAAGUAAGUUAACAGAAAAUCAUUGACUAGAUGGCAACCAGACGAUCAAGGCUUCAAAUCAAGCCCAACAUUGGACCAAAAGUUGGGACAAAGUCUGACAAUGAAAAACCAAAAGAGAAAGUGAAAGAGAAAAUGCCAGACCCCAUUAAAAGCCCCACUCGCACUAUCUCCAGUCUGAUCAAAAGUCCAGACUCAGAACCCAAAGAAAAUAAAAAGCCGGAAAAGAACUUGGAGGAGGUUAAAGUUGGAUCAGACAUUGAAGUGGAGGAUGCAACUAAAAGUGUUAAAGGACAAAAACCUCAGUAUACAGCACUAAGAGCGAAGAUCAAGGCGAAGCCUAAUCUGAAUCUUGCUGGCAAACCCAAAAGAACAACAGAAGAACCGUUACCAAAAUGUCCCUCAUCCCCGCUGAAAUCGCCUCGUCCUAAUAUUCCACCAGUCAGCCUCAAAUCCCCUGUGCCACGACCCAGCCUCCCACCAUGCCCCUCUCCUGUAAAGCAUAUGCCAAAACCAGAAAUGAAAAUAGCUAAAGCAACAGAAGACUUGGAAGAAAAGACUGAGAAAGUCAAACAGGUCAGGAGGCAUACAAAAGUUGACAUUUCAAAGGAUGCUCCUCUUGACAGAACCUCCAUGAAAAUGUCAGAUCUCAUAUUCUGGAAUCCCAAUAGGAAUUUCAUGCCGGACCAGAAAAAACCAGAGAAAUCCAUUCAGAGUGUUAACAAAGACAUCGAGCCCACUGUGAACCCGCUGUUACAGGCCAGCAAGGAGGAGAUCCAGGUGGAUGAGCCGGAGGAGGAGGAGGAGGAAGAUGAAGCCAUGCCGGUGCCUCAGGUUAAAAUUGGACCAGACGGCAACCUCAUCAUAAACGAAGAAAGUCUUGUGGUAAACACCAAGAAGUCAGUUUUAGAGGAGGAGACCGAGACUAUUGAUGAGACCGAGAACAUGACCACCUACGCUAGCUUCAGAAAACCUCGGACUCGACAAUUGUGGUCAAACAAAGAAACAGAAAAGUUCUAUUAUGCACUGAGUUCUAUUGGUACGGAUUUCACUCUAAUGUUGAAAGUAUUUCCCAACAAGACCAGGACGGAUCUGAAGAAAAAAUUUCUGAAGGAAGACAGAGAAAAUAGAUGGAAGAUUGAAAGAGCAUUGAAAGAGAGAAAUCCAUUUGAUAUGGAUGUGUUUAAAAAGUUGGAUGAUCUGGUUGAAGAAGAGAAGCGAGAAAAGGAGAAGAUAAAGAAAACAAAAGAAAGAAAGGUGGAAUCGGUAAAGGUGAUAUCAUCUUCUCAGUCAUCCACGCCAAUUAGAAGAAGCAAACGGAAACCCACAAAAAAAGCAACAGGUCAAUACUUUGACUACAGUAAUGAGGACUUUGAGGAGGAUGAAGAUGAUUUUGUUGAAGCUAAGCCUACAUCUCCGAAGACUCCUAAAUGGACAAGUAAGAAAGCUGAACAAGAAGCGAAGACACUUGAGGAUUUGAUGUCUGGACAGUUCAGUGCUCUAGACCAGUCUGAGAUUUUACAGGCCAUCGGGGACUCUGAAAACGUGAACAACGGACAGGGGCCAAUAAUUUUGGUCUAUAACAAACCUGAAGACCCUGCAGGAGAAACUGUAAUCCAUGUCUACAGAUUACAGCCUCAGUUCUCUCACUUAGCAGCAAAUAAUGGCGGACAACCCAUUAUCUUGGAUGGAAACAAUUUACAAUUGUUUGGAGAUGAUGGACAGAACUCUCCGAGUGGCGUGACGAUGAAGGAUGCUGAUUUAUCCAACAUAAACGGUGUCUCUGGGUUACCUGCCCAGUUUUUGGUGUCGGACUCUGAUCAGAUUCUGGACAUCUCAGAACACCAUGAAUCUAGUGAACCUCAAGUGUUCAUUCCACAAAAUGUCAUGACACUUGCCCAGGGCAGUUCUCAUCAAGUGACCUUACAAUCUCAGCAAUUUCCCAUGUCUGAACCAAGGUCAAGUGUAGUGAACUGUGUAAGUGAAUCUUUGUCCACGCAAGUUGAAGCAGAACUGCGAAAUAUGGACACCACCCCAGUAACAGAACUGAAGAAUAUGGACUUCAACUCAGUAAACUUAGUAUUUCAAGAAAAUGUGAAUUAUCAACCUGCAUCUGAAACAACGGAGACUGUGGAAUGGGGAACAAAGGUGGAAAAUUCUACAGAACAGCGAGUUUGUGUGGAACAGGUUUCCACCAUUAUAGAUGUAAAUAUUGUGAAGGAUGAUACAUAGUAUGUACUUGCACUUAACUAAGGAUAGAUAUUAAAUUGUCUAUGUACCCGUAUACACAUGUAUACUUGAAAACGUGUAAUAAAUUCUUUUGACACACAACAAAA